Messenger RNA from Cynara cardunculus var. scolymus (artichoke), 1624 nucleotides. RefSeq lists its product as uncharacterized. Lineage: Eukaryota; Viridiplantae; Streptophyta; Magnoliopsida; Asterales; Asteraceae. The record is from RefSeq and is a predicted model, not a curated record. The coding region runs from base 310 to 1491 and encodes 393 amino acids. The transcript has a single exon.
GUCGGAUCACGCGCGCCCUCUUCGAACCAUCUCAUCUAUCCAACAAACACGCUUUCUCUUCUCUUUCCCCUUUCCUUUGUCAUUAGGGUUUUUACUGUUUCGAUUUUGACUUCGGAUCAACGUUCUCAUCUGCACUAUUUCAUGUUGAAUCCUAUUGAAGAUGCAAAGCAAGAAUAUAAUUUAUGUUAUUUGAUUUCCUCACGUUUUCUUCAUGAUUUUCGAAUCCGAUCUUUAUAAAUUUAGUUGAGGAGUAGAAGAAGAUACUUAGGUGAUUUGGUACAAGAACUAAGCCGAAUCAUCGAUUUCAGCAUGCCGUUCAGUUGGAAGAAGAAGACUAGGUGCACGAGGUUUUCGCAAUUGGUGGCUGAUCAUCUUCAAUCCCCGAAACACGGUGGUUCUCUUGUUGUGGAAACUGGUUUUCCAACUUCUCUUAUUGAUCUCUACGUCAGGAAUCGCGGUCGGUUUCGUAAAUCUUCAGCGAAGAAACAGAGGGGGAAUGAUUCACCGACUCCCUUAUCGUCGUCAUCAGAUUCGUUGGUAGAUUCAAAUAAUUUGUCGUCUGGUGUUUCGGAUUAUAGGGGAAGUGAUGAAAUUAUCGAAGAGGAUGUUGUUAGUGGUGGUGGUAUGGUUGUGAGUGGCAGUAACAUAGAAAUUGACGAUUCGAGUAUAACUGAAGUAGAAAGGAGCGUUGAAAUGGCAAAGUUGAAUCCGGUAGUUGCGGCUGCGUUGAAGGUUUUGUUUGUGGUGGUUUUGAUCUUAGGCACAAAGAGGUUUAAGUUUGGGAUUACAGUGUCAGCUUUCCUCCUUUUCUUUCUGGAAUUGGUCGGGAAGCCAUUGUUGGGGAGAUCGAGUCUGACAAGACCUGGUGUAGAUUCAAAAACACUGUUUGAAUCUAGUCCUCAUGGAACCAAGAAUAUUAAAGAUUCAAAAGAGAAUGCAACUCUUUUUGUUUGCAGUGAAGUGGUGGAGAUUGAAGAACAAGUAGAUUCACAGGAGGAGGCUAGAUCGAAGAAAGAAUUAGAUGAAGUGAGGAGUGAAGUUUUGAUGGAAGUUAGGCAUAAGAGUUCUCGUAAAGCUCUGAUGAAAUCGAGGAUGAAGAAACUUGUACCUAAGAAACUACGAAAAUCUUCCAUGGGUUCGAAAGGCGAAAUCUCUUGUGGGUUGAAGGAAGAAGAAACAGUGAAACGUGCCCAGGAUCUCAACCCAUUAGUCUUCUCUAGUGAAUACUCAGAAUCAAAACUUAAGAUCUUGUGUGCUUCAAAGCAAGAACCGAACAAGAUUGUAGAAAUAGAAGGACCAUCUUCAUCCUCAACCCUGUUAAGUGAAACUGAUUGCAGUAACAAGAAAUUAGGGAAGGAAUCACAACAGAAUUAUGGAUGUUUGGUUCUAUGCUUGAUUGUUCUUAUUGGACUGAUUGGAGGAAGGGUUUUGGCUCUUGUACUUGCACUAUCUUGGUGCUUUAUACAGAAGAAGUCACAUGGAGAAAUGUAAAGUUUCCCAUCUCCUAAUCUAGAUUCGUUGUUUUACAAUUUGUUCUUUCUUCUUGUUUCUAAAUCUCUCUUGUUACCUACUUGUGCACAACUUCAUUUGAGCAAUAGAAGUAUACCUAUACCAUAAAUGUUCU